UUAAAGGUGACUGAACUUUAUGAUUUUUGCUUUGAAAUUUCCAUGGUAUUGCUUGAUUUUAUUCCUUAGUUACAUUUCUUUGUGUCUUUUACAAAUAUAAAAUCAGCAAUCUGUAGACGAGUUUGCUUGCAGGAUUAUUUGCUUAAUUAAUAUCGUAAAACUCAGCAGUUUGGUUAUCGACAGCUAAAUAUGUGACUAAAAAUUAAAUCGGGGGGUAAUUUCAAGAGUCUUAUAACCUAUUAAAGUAUGGGUAAAGAAAAACGAAAGAAAAGAAAAAGGUCCACAUCGGAUAAUGAUUCUAGUUCAAGCAGUUCGGAUUCGUCCCAAGAAAAGAAGAAACUACGCAAACUAAAAAAGAAACUAAAGAAAGAACGAAAGAAAACUGAGAAAGCUUUAAAAAGGAAGCUAAAAGAUGAGAGAAAGAAACUUAAAAAGAGACGUAGCAUCAAGAGUCCAAGUAGGAGUCGCAGUGAGGACUUAAACAAAACAGAUGAACCACCUGCUGACAUUCCAUUAGAAUUGAUGGAAAAAUCAAAAGCUAUGGCUCCUAUGACUAAAGAAGAGUGGGAACAGCGCCAGAGUGUUGUCCGUAGGGUACUGGAUGAAGAAACAGGCAGACACAGGUUAAUAAAAGGUGAUGGAGAGGUUUUAGAAGAGAUAGUGUCAAGGGACAGACACCGACAAAUCAACAAACAGGCAACACAAGCAGAUGGGGAAUUCUUCCAGUCACAAACUGUUAAAAAAAGGUUUUAGUACCUUUAUAAUAGUCAUUAACUAUGGUAUUUUAUUAUUAAGGUCACUCUAAAAUAACCUUGCCGUCACUGUAAUUCGAUUGGCGCUUUUCAAAGGGGUGGGGCAUAGAUGGCAAUGUAUCAAUUCAAAAAUUUUGGGACACGCAAAAAGUGUGUUUUUUUUAAGUGAAUAAUGUUAUGGUAAAAUACUUAAUUAUAAGGAGCUUAUUACAUUAUCUUAUGUAGGGUAUUAUCUAGUCAAUCUGAUUGAUUGCUUGAGGCUGAUGAAAGACUUUUUAUGGAAGCAAGAAGUUUUGCAGUUAUUUUGUAUAGGUUAAGAUUAACCUGGAGUUAUUUCUUUGUUUUGAUUAUAUUUGCAUCAAAAGUACAUUUGUCAGCUAUUGAACUAUUUUUAUAGCAAGUUGAAGUU
Molecule: messenger RNA, 1161 nt
Organism: Achroia grisella
Lineage: Eukaryota; Metazoa; Arthropoda; Insecta; Lepidoptera; Pyralidae
Product: ADP-ribosylation factor-like protein 6-interacting protein 4
Exons: 4
Coding region: 247-753 (168 amino acids)
Source: RefSeq, a predicted model, not a curated record